Molecule: messenger RNA, 2571 nt
Organism: Cladophialophora yegresii CBS 114405
Lineage: Eukaryota; Fungi; Ascomycota; Eurotiomycetes; Chaetothyriales; Herpotrichiellaceae
Exons: 1
Coding region: 1-2571 (856 amino acids)
Cellular component (GO): actin cortical patch
Molecular function (GO): phosphatidate phosphatase activity
Source: RefSeq, a predicted model, not a curated record
AUGACAAGCUAUGGCGGCGGACGCGUGCCCGGCGCGAGGAGGGAGAGGGUGAAGGGCUACCUGAGGGCGGCUAACGAGUUAAGACAGACAUACCAGGCACAAAUCCAGCAGAAACUCCAGGAAGGCGAUGGAGGUGUGCCGAGAGACUGGCCUGACGCCGAGAUUGUGAGGAGUGGGAAUGAGGAAAUGCUCCUGUUCCCUAGCUAUGCAAGAAAACAUACGAAAAGGAAGACUCGGCCUGACGAAGAAGCUCGAUAUCAGCCUGGGACACACGAGUCGCUGGAGACGCCACACAGCAGUGGAGAUGCCGACUACUGGAAGCGAGAAUGGGAAAAGUACGAGGACGCCAAUGCCAUUGUCGACGUCGACGUGAGAGGUUGGAUCUAUUCCCCUCAAUCAGGUCCCCUGAACAGGAAGAAUCGCCUUCUGGUAGCCGUGGCGCGAAGACUCAGCGGAAUAUACGCACCUACACCCAGUCCGACGACAUCAAGAUCGUCGAGUCUGGCGCCUGCCGACCGUGCAGGCUCUGACGACAGUCCGUCCCGGCGUGAGGAUGAGCUCGCCGCACGAGAAGCCGAAAGUAUCGCCCGGCGUGGACAGAGAGAGGCGGAUGCCGCAGUCAGGGGAGAUUACAGCUCGAGCGUCUCUCGAGGCGGCACUCCGGCCGGUAGUAGAUCGAAUUCGCCAACGCGGUCACUCAAUACAAAUGCAGAUACCGACGAUGACGACCCGAGCCAUCAAUCCGUGAUUAAGCGUCAAUCCUGGAGCGAACCUGCAAACAUGAGCCGAGACCAGCUGGCGGCCGCAAAUGAACUACUAUUGACUCGACUGGGACCGUUCAUGUCUAUGCCCACAGCGCAUGUGCCGAUUACCGUCUUCUUCUACAACAAGGAAAAGUCCAUCUCCAAGUCUGUGACUACUGAUGAUUCUGGUCACUUCAAUCUGCGAGCUGCUCUUGAUUUUAUUCCUGACCAAGUCAGGGUUCUUGCGUCGGAAAAGUUGUCGGCAGUCGAGGACGUCAUCAUCACAGACCACGCCGGUGUGAGCCUGAUCAGUGACAUCGACGACACCAUCAAGCACUCGGCCAUUGGGAAUGGGGCCAGAGAAAUCUUCAAGAAUACCUUUAUUCGGGAAUUGUCUGACCUGACCAUUAAGGGCGUCAAGGAGUGGUAUACUAAACUGGCUAACAUGGGCGUCAAGCUGCAUUACGUUUCCAAUUCGCCGUGGCAACUAUAUCCUUUACUCCGGAGUUAUUUCUCCCUUGCUGGACUGCCUCCUGGCUCCUUCCACCUCAAGCAGUAUUCCGGAAUGCUGCAGGGGAUAUUCGAGCCCGCAGCCGAAAAGAAACGUGGCUCGUUGGAUCGGAUCAUGAAGGACUUUCCUGAAAGGAAAUUUAUUCUUGUCGGCGACAGUGGAGAGGCUGAUCUGGAAGUGUACACUGAUGUUGUGCUGGAGCACCCCGGGCGGAUACUUGGUGUAUUCAUUCGAGAUGUGACCACACCCAUAAAGAAAGGCUUUUUCGACCAAGCGAUAUCCAAUACGCCUCCUGACUCCAUGAUCACCAGGGAAGGACGAGUUAGUCGGUCGUCAGACGACGCGCGUGCCGAUGAUUCGGCGAGUAGGCCCGCUCUGCCUACAAGGCCGAAGUCGAUAGCGGAUCCUAGGGCAGCCGAGGGAGACCUCAUCGACUUCACUGACGAUCCGAUCGCGAAACCAAGUUCACCCAAGUCUUCGACAUACUCGGAUGACCUGCAGAAGCUUGAUACAAAUGGCAAAUCGAACGGCCCGCCAGCCAAACCGAAGAAACCGUCAAGUCUGCGAAAUUUCUCAACUCAAGCACCGACACCUCCUACAAACCAUGAGAGAUUAUCAGCUUCUUCAGAUACCGAGGCCCAAGACGCCGUGAAAAAGAAAUCUCCGCCACCACCGCCUGCCCCCCGUCGAGUUGGGCGAACACCUUUUGACAGCGUGAGUCCCGACAGCGCAGAGUCUACGCCGCAAUCUCAGCCUUCGUCAAGAGCACCUUUCUCUUCUGCCCGCCAGAACCAAGCACCGCCUCCACCUCUCUCCCGCACAGCCACAUCUGGAAGUACUACGUCUUCGCAUAACGACGAAGGCUACGUGGCGUCAGCCCGCCGCCAAAUCUCCUCCGCAUACAACGCCCUCCCUGCCAUCCGCUCGCAGGCACCUUCCAGUACGUCCGAUUCGAGCUCCUUGUCCUCGUCCUCAGACCACCGACCAAACCCACCCCUUCCCAUUCGCCGAAACCUUUCCUCCUACCCCGCUGCUGCGGCCCGCUGGGCCACCGGCUCCGACACAUACAAUUUACCUGGAGGCGGGACGGGCCAGCUGGGCGCCCCUAGUGCAGCCACCGAAGGCGCCCCCUACGAUAAGAAGAUCGAGAUCUGGCGGAGACGGUGGGCCCGUGCCGAGGAGAUUAUGCGGGCGAGGAAAGUGGUGCUGCGGUCGUGGAGGGUCGGUGGCGAUGUCAUGGACGAGAGUGUCAGGCUUGUGAAGCGGGAGUUGGAGCGUCAGGAAAGGGAAAGAGAAAGGGAAAGGCAGAGGUCGUGA